ACGGAGGGUCAGCGCCAGGCAAAGCAAGGCCACGCUGCCACCUGCUGUCGGCCAGGGGAUGGUAGCGGGUUGAUUUCCAUGGACACAUCGAGCACUCGGCAAGCAGGGGCCGGAGCUGUGUGGAAACAGGGUAGUAGGCGGUCAGCACAGGCAGGAUGCCCACGGUGUUUUUCUGAGCCUCCUGCGGACUUCUGAGGAAUCCCCAAAGGCUGCCACGGGGCCAGGUUUCUCAGAAGAUGGCGACUGAGCAAGACGUAGACUAAGAGCAGUGGCAGAUUAAAAUGAAGAAGAGGAAGAAGGAGAAGGAGAAGAAGAAGAAGAAGAAGAAGAAGAAGAAGAAGAAGAAAGAGAAGAAGGAGAAGAAGAAGAAGAAGAAGAAGAAGAAGAAGAAAGAAGAAGGAGAAGAAGGAGAAGAAAAGACAACCUAAAGCUUGCUCAUUUUCUGUGGAUUACAAGGAAGGCACAGCAUGACUAUCAAAUAAAAUACCAUUUUGCCAGGACUGGAUUCAGUUAGCUAAGUCCAAAUCCUGCCGUGAGCUCUGCUGUGUAAUUGCGUAAUGCUUAGGAAGUUUCUGCACAGUCUGUGCUGUAAAAUUGAUAACGUUUAUCAAAGCUCUAAAAAGUACACAUUCUCUACUGCCAUGAAUAAUCUAACAAAUUGGCUGAGCAAUAUGGGAAACCUUGGCGUGUUUGCUCAGGCUCACUUGAAGUGCAAAUAGUCAUAAGGAUUCAUCACACCAAGUUUUAGUUUGUUGUGAAACUUAAGUUGAAAUGCAGCACGUUACCCUCCAUCUGAAGAAGUGUAUAUUCUGCUGCUAUUGGAUAUGACAGGUUUUUGCAUAAAAAACCCUCUUAUUAAAUGUAACCUUCAGUCAUAGAAAUGAGAAUUACUACCAAAAAAAAGGUAAACUGACACGUUUUUGUCUGUGUUGUAGGGGCUGGGUUUUGGUUUUUUUUUAAUAUUUAAUAUAUUUAUGCUGGUUCCCCCAGUUAAUCAAUGAAUAAGUUAAUAAUAAGCUCCCACUGUUUCUGACACGGUGAAGGGAUUCUUUAGAAACUUUUCAAAGCAAAGAAACUCAACGGAAGGAAAACUCUUGAAACACAAUGGUUUAUUACGGGACGUGCUCUUCAGCUGGAUAAGUUGAAGGAGUGGCACCUUUGUAAUAAAACUCCAGAUCGUAUGCCUCCAGCAAGGAACAGAUUAAAAGAAAAGCAAACAGAACUGUCACAUCAGAGUCAUCGCCUGUUGCCUUGGCCCUUUCCAAUUAUCAGCAUUUCCAAAAGCAGUUAUUCCACUUCUGUUUUUCUGACAACUUUCUAUAAACUAAAACUGAAUUUUGAAGACAGUCUUUAAAUAGGUUUCACUUGAAAAUAUUAGCAUUAUUGUAUCGCAAUAGCACAAAUACAAUGCAAAUACAUGCAUUUCCUUUUAUGUAACUAAAGUUACGCCUGUAUAUAAUUUAAACAUUAUAUAUGAAGCAUUUCCCAUUGUAUAUUUUUCAAAUAUACAGUGUUUACAUUCUUAGAUAACAAUAUUUUAUGGCGUAUUUAUGUUUUACAUUUCUAUUUGUAUGUAUACUUUGCCCAUACCCAGAUCUUUCUGAAACAAAACGUAAUGCUGGAAAGACUUCUUAAUCAGAGCUUAGCAUAACUGCUAGUGCCUUCAAACAUGGAAAUUUCACAUUUCACUUUAGAAACAACAAGAACUCAUUUAAAAGCACAAGCACUUUUUGCUAGUGUAACAAAGCCAUAGUAAUUUAGACAGGCAUUUCUAUAUGUCAUUUUUAUUUUUAUCAUAGAAGACAAAGCUUGCUGAGGUGACAGUUUGUGGAUGACACCACAUUAUUCAUAGAAUGGGAAGAAGGCUGACCAAAAACACUGCAGAAGGGCAUUAUGGAACUGAGCAAUAGUAGAAUAUGGCAGUCAGUGGAGUCCACUGUAAAUGAAUGUCAAUGAAUAUGCACAGGAGGAAAAAAUGUCUUGAUUGUACAUGGUGAAUAGCAAGUUUUGAAGUGGCUGUAAUUCAAGAAGAAGAUCUGAGUUGCGACAGACAUUUCCACAUCGCACAGCUUUCGUAUUUACUGAGUAGAGCUGGAGGGGAUGGACAAAAGCAGCCUAGAGAGGGCUGGGAAGGACUGGCUGUUAUCCUUUCCAGUUCGAGGGCUGUGGACAUCAAGUGAAGCAAUGGGAAUCAGGUUCCAGGUUAAAAAAAGUGGAAGAUGAGGGUUCUUCAGACAGCGGCUACUUGAGCUCUGGAACUACUUGCCAAAGGAUGUGGUGAACAAUGAAACUUUAAAUGGGUCAAUGGGAGACUGAGCAAGUUUAUGCAAGAGAGAUCAGCUUUAUUUCCUUAUACUUGUUUAAACACUUAAUUCAUCAUUUUCUGUAGUCUGUCUUUAUUUUGCCAGGCUAUAACUUCCCUUGAGACAUUCUCGUAAGUGCCACACAGUUUAUUUCCAAGCAGAUGACUGACGGGUGGCACGCUAAAUUACCAUUUCUCUCUGUAAUUGUGCUUCACAAUACUGCCUGGAAAAGACGCCGGAAGCUGUUCAAGGCUAGCUAUGCGAUGGCCAGGAGCGUGUGCACUGCUCUGCACGCCGUAGGAUCGCAGUGGAAAGGCGCGCACCCCGCCCUCCACCUGCCUGACAGAAACCCCUCCCGCCCGUCCACUCACACAGCUGGGGGCGUGACUCCCAUCGGCGGGUUGCGGCCGGCGUGGCCUGCGAUUGGCUCGGAGCGCGGCGAGCAGGUCACGUGACGGGGAGGGGCCAGCAGCGGCUGAGCUGCUUAUAGGCACCGGAGAGGCGGGAAAAGGGCAGCUCGUUGAGUGCUGUGUGCGUGCUAUUGUUGUGUCCUAUGCGCGGGCGGCUGGCGUGAUCUGAUGAAUUCCAAAAUGAAACAAAGCCUGAAUGUGGAGAACCCAUCUGGAUCUCUGCAGAAGUACCUCACAGACACUGCAUGCAGUGCUGCCCCAAGACGGACUCUUAAGAUGAUUCAGCCUUCUGCAAAAGGUUUCCUGGUUGGAAGGUGUAAUGAGAAGAAGUCUUCAGUCAAGAGGAAACUCUGGAAUAACAGGCUUACCUCCUCAGCUUGUAAAGCUGAGGCAUCUGUGGACAAAGAGCAAGAAAAUGAGAAUACAGAUGAUGUCAUUCAAGCUAUAGAUCUCAUAAAAAAAAGUCCUUCAUCUCAAUAUUGGAAAGAAGUGGCUGAAGAAAGGAGGAAGGCUCUGUAUGAAGUGCUUCAAGAAAAUGAAAAGUUGCACAAAGAGAUUGAACAAAAAGAUGGUGAAAUUGCCCGCCUAAAGGAGGAAAAUGAGGAACUCAUGUCACUGGCUGAACAUGUGCAUUAUUUGACCAGCAUGAUUGAGAGGCUAACAGGGCAAGAAUCUGAUAAUCUUGAGGCACUGGAAAGUCUGGCUUUAGACGAAUCCAACCAAGAAAAUGAAGACCUUAACCUUGGAGGUGAUGCAGACAGCACUUCAGAAGGGCCAUCGCAAGUAUCAUGUGACUUAAGGAAGAGUGUAUCAGAUCUUGCUUCAAGUGAAGGAAAUUACUGACAACUGUGACCUUAAGCCAGGCUUAUGUAUGUGGAUUCUUUUAAUUGCAGACUUCCCCUUGAAAGGAGAUACUAAACUUCCUCAGGUAUAGAAACUCUUGUGGGAGCAUGACAGUGGCUUUUAACUGAAGUUACGUAGCAGGGAGCACCUCCAUGCUGCUUGUAAAACUUCUUCCAGGCUGCAGUUAGUUGCUUGUUUAAAACGCAAAUACUGUGUAUUUCAAACUGUUGUGUAAAUAUCAAAUGGUCUGACACGAUGCAUGAGAAUUGAGAAAUAAAUUUUUGCCUUACCGAA
Molecule: messenger RNA, 3850 nt
Organism: Gallus gallus (chicken)
Lineage: Eukaryota; Metazoa; Chordata; Aves; Galliformes; Phasianidae
Gene: GMNN
Product: geminin DNA replication inhibitor
Exons: 8
Coding region: 2882-3556 (224 amino acids)
Biological process (GO): negative regulation of cell cycle; negative regulation of DNA replication
Cellular component (GO): nucleus
Source: RefSeq, a predicted model, not a curated record